GUUUGGACGUGGGAGGGAGGAAGCAGCAGAACAGUUUCUGAUCUGAAGACUCAGAAACCAACCAAAAAAAAAAGGACCUUCAAUUUUCCCCAGCUUCUUCUUCUUCAUCUUCCCCAACAAAAAACCCUAGAAUUCCCAAUCCCACGCCCAUAUUCAUAAAUUCAUUAUAUUCAUUUUCACAUAAACAAUCAAUUCAUUUCUUCUUCCACCGAAUUGAAUUGAAUCGAAUCGAAUCGCCCACAUUCCGAUUCUAAAGAUGUCUCUGAACAUGAAAUCCAUAACCCAAGCCCUAGCGAAGACCGCCGCCGUGAUCGAGAAGACCGUCCAGACCACCGUCCAGGAGGUGGCGGGCCCCAGGCCUCUCCAGGACUAUGAACUCCUCGACCAGAUCGGCUCCGCCGGCCCCGGCCUCGUCUGGAAGCUCUACUCGGCCAAGGCCGCGCGUGAAUCCACUCGCGCCCACAACCAGUACCUCACCGUCUGCGUCUGGGUGCUCGACAAGAAGACCCUGUCCGAAGCGCGCGCACGCGCUGGCCUGUCGAAGGCGGCAGAGGACGCAUUUCUGGACGUCGUGAGGGCGGACGCCGGGCGGCUCGUGAGGCUCCGCCACCCCGGCGUGGUCCACGUGGUGCAGGCGCUGGACGAGAACAAGAACGCCAUGGCCAUGGUCACUGAGCCGCUUUUCGCGUCGGUUGCGAAUGCGCUUGGGAAUGUGGAGAACAUUGCCAAGGUGCCUAAGGAGCUCAAGGGGAUGGAGAUGGGACUGUUGGAGGUGAAGCAUGGUUUGCUCCAGAUAGCAGAAUCUUUGGAGUUUCUACAUAGUAAUGCUCGGCUUAUACAUCGAGCAAUAGCACCCGAGAAUGUUCUUAUUACAUCAAGUGGAGCUUGGAAGCUUGCUGGAUUUGGUUUUGCUGUAUCCACAGAUCAGGCCACAUCUGACACGGCUAAUUUGCAGCCUUUCCAUUAUGCGGAAUAUGAUGUUGAGGAUUCUAUACUGCCACUUCAGCCAUCAUUGAACUACACUGCUCCAGAACUUGUUAGAAGGAAAUCGGCUUCAGCUGGAUGUCCAUCUGAUAUUUUCAGUUUUGGAUGCCUUGCCUACCACUCGAUUGCUCGCAAAUCUUUAUUUGAUUGCCACAAUAAUUUCAAAAUGUACAUGAACACCUUAACUUACUUAUCCAGUGAAACAUUUUCCUGUAUUCCAUCGGAGUUGGUUCCUGACUUGCAAAGGAUGCUUUCUGCAAAUGAGGCUUCCAGGCCAACUGCAAUAGAUUUUACAGGUUCUCGAUUUUUUCUGAAUGAUACUAGGUUGCGUGCUCUUCGCUUCCUCGACCAUAUGCUUGAAAGAGAUAACAUGCAGAAGUCUGAGUUUUUGAAAGCAUUAUCAGAUAUGUGGAAAGAUUUUGAUUCUCGUGUCUUGCGGUAUAAGGUACUUCCGCCCCUUUGCGCAGAACUUAGGAAUUUGGUAAUGCAACCCAUGAUUCUACCAAUGGUUCUCACCAUAGCAGAGGCUCAGGAUAAAAAUGAUUUUGAGCUAUCAACACUACCGGCUCUUGUUCCUGUUCUGAGUACUGCAGUGGGUGAGACACUGUUGCUUCUAGUUAAGCAUGCAGAACUUAUAAUCAACAAGACUAAUCAGGAGCACUUGAUAUCACACGUCUUGCCCAUGAUCGUUCGGGCUUAUGAUGACAAUGAUGCUCGCAUACAGGAGGAAGUUCUGAGAAAGUCUGCUUUCCUUGCUAAGCAACUGGAUGUUCAGCUAGUAAAACAAGCAAUAUUACCUCGUGUGCAUGGAUUGGCUCUUAAAACAACAGUUGCAGCGGUAAGAGUCAAUGCAUUGUUAUGUUUGGGAGAUUUGGUUUCUACGCUUGAUAAACAUGCUGUUCUGGAGGUCUUGCAAACUAUUCAUCGUUGUACAGCAGUUGACCGUUCUGCUCCUACCCUUAUGUGCACUCUUGGGGUUGCAAGCACAAUUCUUAAGCAGUAUGGAGUCGAAUUUACUGCGGAGCAUGUACUUCCAUUACUCACGCCUCUUCUCACUGCCCAACAACUAAAUGUUCAGCAGUUUGCCAAAUAUAUGCUCUUUGUCAAGGAUAUCCUCAGGAAGAUAGAAGAAAAACGAGGAGUUACCGUGACAGAUUCGGGAAUUCCUGAGGUUAAAUCAUCUCCUCUUGCAAAUGGGCUACAGUCCCAAUCCUCAAGCAGAACUACGGGAAACACUACUUCCACGACAAAGAAAACUCCUGCAUGGGAUGAAGAUUGGGGUCCCGCUCCAAAACAAUCUUCUCCUUCCGUCCAAAAUUCUGUGAACAGUAUCAUCAGCUCCACUCUGCCUAUGGGAAUUGAAUCGGUUUUCGUAACUUCACAACCGUCCCAAUCCUUGCUGAUUUCUACGGUUUCUAACCAUCAACCACCCUCAUCAUGUCCUCCAGUUGAUAUAGAGUGGCCUCCUCGCCAAUCUUCUGGGGCUACCCCUCAAAUUGGUGAUUCUGAAAAGCAAUUGAACAUGGGUGCAUCGUCCAAUUCAAAUUUCGAUGAUAUAGAUCCUUUUGCCAAUUGGCCCCCUCGGCCUAGUGGCUCAGCAAGUGGUAUUGGGGCUUCUAACAAUGGCAUUACUGGGUUGUCAAUGACAAAAUAUGGUUCCAGUUCAAUCUCAAAUACAUCAAACAGCAUGAAUUCCCAGAGCAACAACAGCACUAGUUGGGCCUUCAACGCUCUAAGUUCUGCUGAACCGAUGAGACAGAAUCAAGGCAAUUCCGUGGCCACCGGUAGUUUGGGGAGUCUUAAUUCGCAAAAGGGGAUGACUGCAUCAAACACUUACACUGAGAAGAAAGCGACAGAUAUCGGGUCCAUUUUUGCUUCCAGCAAGAAUGAGCAGACGGCACCUAGGCUUGCUCCUCCCCCAUCAACUGCUGUGGGCAGGGGAAGAGGAAGAGGAAGGGGGGUUGUCGCGGCCUCUCGGUCUAGCCAAGUCAAAUCACCAUCAGAACAGCCACCCCUUUUAGAUCUCCUAUAAUAGGCUGAUUGCACCAUCUUAUCAUUUUGUAUGUAAAGAGAAAAAGAAAACAGAGAACAAGAGAUUUUGGGAUCAGCCCUUGUUGUGCAACAAUCCGGUACCAUAUGGAGAUUGAUUUUGUAAAAUAUACUGAGGUCAUCGGUUACAUAUUUUGUACUUUCUAGCCUGGGCAACUGCAGCAUCUCUGGGGUUGGCAAUGAUGUGUUGUGAAAAUGGUUUGUUUUUCUUCUCAUGUAGCUUAUUGUGACUUGUCCCAUACAGUUUUUGCAUUUAAUUGCUUCCCUUCUCCCCUCUUCUAAAUUUCAUGUUUAAUCAGUACAAUUUUGAUGUUUAAAACAUAUUCUUGUAAUACUGUAUUAUUAGAGACUGUCCUAGUUGCCACAACUGGGCAUAGAAAUAAUAAAAGUUUGAAGUUGGCCAA
Molecule: messenger RNA, 3437 nt
Organism: Morus notabilis
Lineage: Eukaryota; Viridiplantae; Streptophyta; Magnoliopsida; Rosales; Moraceae
Product: SCY1-like protein 2
Exons: 14
Coding region: 257-3016 (919 amino acids)
Biological process (GO): protein phosphorylation
Molecular function (GO): protein kinase activity; ATP binding
Source: RefSeq, a predicted model, not a curated record